CCAUGAGCUACACGCUAGAUGAAGUGAGGUUUUCUUUGGAAGUUGGACCGUGCUAACGCUUAGCUUUUUUGCUCAGCUCCCAGGAAACCAGUCGUGUGUGGCUUUCCGUAAACCCCCGAGUCUGGAGUUUGAAUCUUUUAGUUUACCUGCUACAGACUAGUGUUAACCGGCAGCAUGUGCUGUUGCAUCGCCGUCUAGUUUCAUUAGUUGGACAGCAUCCUUCAUGUCUCCAACUUAUCUGAUUAGCUGGGAUGUUGGGGAUUUGAGCGAUUCACAUCGGUGCCCACGUUCUGCUGCAGAGGAGAGCGCAACAGGAUGAGGAGGCUGUAGGCACCCACCGUAGUAUGGCCGCGUCCCGUUCCUCGCGUGUCACAAGGUCAUCAGUGGGGCUCAAUGGAUUGGAUGAGAAUUUUUGUGGUCGAACCCUCAGGAACCGCAGCAUCGCCCAGCCAGAGGAGACCUCGGUGCCUCCGCUACCCAGGGCACGCUCGCCCAAGAAGAAGCAGGAGUCGAGGCACGAUACCAAGCAGGAACCAAAACCGGAUGUCAAGCACGAGUCGAAGCAGAAGUCAAAUGAUGUCAAACAAGGCAUCAAGCAGGAUGCCAUCAAGAACUCAAAUGACGACUCUGAUCAGGAGUCAAAGUGUGACGUUACGCAGGGCACAAACCCACAGGAGUCUCGCUUUCAGGACAGUCAGCAGCAGGACUGGAUGCACAGAAACGUAACAGACACCAUUGUUUCUCCAGGUGAUGCAGAUCAAUCAACCAUUUCCAGGAAGCGAGGGGCAUCCUGUUUAGAAAAAGACAUCAGCCAGGAGAAUUAUGAGAACUCUGACCCAGUGAAAGCGCUGCAGGAUACCUCCCCUCAGAUCAAGAGGGCCAAGCGGUCUUCUCGCUUUGGGGAGUCUCUGGGACAGAAAGAGGACCAUGGGCUUUUUAAACCUGAAAGUCCAGCGUCUGUCCCGGAGCCUUGUAAGGAUAUCUUUUGUGAAGAAUUACCCAGCCACAAUUCUACUAACGCAGCACCGGCCUCCCCCGUCCUAUGUAGGCAGGAAGGUGAGGUGAUUGGACGGAAGGGGGAGGAGGAUGGUCACACGGAGUGUGAUGAGGUGGUUUAUAAGGCUUCUAACGGACUCAAAGACACUGGUGCGGAUGAAUCUGGCACACUGACUGAACAGCCUAGUGGUAACCCCGCCUCUGCCGCUAACGCCCCGUCGCUGCUGAACGGCAGUCAGAUGGGGGCUCCCUCAUCCCCCGACCCCUCUGUGCCUUUUACAAACUCUGCCCCUGAGCAAAGGGAGACCUCUGGCUCAGGGGAAUCUUCAACCUCAGCAGCGCCCACGCUUUUGGAGGCUCCAGAGGACUCCAUUCCUGACUUGAUAGUGGCCAAAGAGCAGGAGGUGGAGGACGUGGAGGUCGAUGUAGUAGGUGAUACUUUGUGUCUGGCCCACGAGGAGCAGGUGACGUUGAGCGAUGGCGAUACCAAUGGUCGGCCACCCUCACCAGUUCAGGAUGCUUCGUCCUCCACCUCCUCCACCAUGAACUUAAACUGUAGUUCAAUCAACAGCUACUCAGGAGAAACCACACCCCCCUCCCCCACAGAGUCAGGGUGCAACCCUUCAAUAUCCAGCAUGUCCCCUUUCACAGAGCUCUAUGAACACAGAUACACCCUCCGGACUUCACCUCGGAGAGUUGCAUCUGCUGGCAAAGCGUCCCCCUCCAAAGCCAACUCUCCUCUGACUGACAAUGGACCUUUAAGGGAAGGAGGAGAGGUGGAGGAGGACUGUCCCAAGGCAGAGGACCCUGUUUGCACAGAAUCGGUUGGCUCCUCCAGCCAGGAGCCACUUUCUGUGAAUCCUGAUCACAGGGCGGGCGAUAAGGGUGAUGGCUUUAUGGAGGACAAGGAAACAGAGAGCAGCAAGGAGCUGACACGGAGCCGGGCAGCAGAAGAGGAGGAGGAGGAGGAAAGGGAGGAGCCUGACGUGUAUUACUUUGAGUCAGACCACCUGGCUCUUAAACACGACAAAGAUUAUCAGAGACUGCUGCAGACCAUCGUUGUUCUGGAGGCCCAGCGAACGCAGGCCCUUCUUGACCUGGAGACGCUGGCAGGCCACCAGAGAGCGGCGCUCGCCAACCCCAUCGGCUUUGUGGAGCAGCUGCAGAAACAGGUGAAUUUGGGCUUGCCGUGUCUCCAGCGCGUGGUGCAGCUCCCCGACAUCGCCUGGGAGCAGUACACCUCAGGUCUCGGGGACUUCGAGAGAGAGUUCUGCGACAAACGAAAAACUCGACAGCUGAAGUUAAUCUUUGAUAAAGGUUUGUCCCUUAGACCAAAAAGUCCCGUUGAGCCAAAGAAGGAAGGCGAAAGCUCCACCAUGUACUCUUCUCUUCCCACGAGCGAUGGCCCGGAGAGCGGCAGACAGGCGCAGAUGAUCAGAGGGAGGAUUUGCCAACCAAAUAAGCCUGACACUUUUAACCAGCUGUGGACUGUGGAGGAGCAGAAAAAACUGGAGCAGCUUCUGGUUAAGUUUCCACCUGAGGAAAUUGAGUCUAGAAGAUGGCAGAAGAUCGCUGAUGAGCUCGGCAAUCGGACGGCCAAACAGGUUGCCAGUAGAGUUCAAAAGUAUUUCAUCAAACUGACAAAAGCUGGGAUCCCCGUGCCUGGACGAACGCCCAACCUCUGCAUGUACACUAAAAAGGCCUCCAGUAAGAGACAGCACCACCUUAACAAGCACCUGUACCGACCCUCCACCUUUCUCACCUCCUACGAGCCUCCGGUCUACAUGGAUGAAGAAGACGAGCGCUCCCCAUAUUACAACAGCCUGCAGGACCCUUCUGCUGAUGACUCGGAUGAGGAAAGCAUUCCUGUGGAGCUGAGGAACCUGCCCGAGUACAAAGAGCUUUUAGAGCUGAAGCGGUUGAAAAAACAGAAACUACAGGAGAUCCACGAGGAAAAGGACGAGGUCCAGCACGUUGGCUACAAGUGUGAUCUGUGCGGCACCGAGCCCAUCCAGGGAGUCCGCUGGCACUGUCAGGAUUGUCCGCCGGAGAACGCUGUCGAUUUCUGCUCCAACUGCUCAGACUGCCUGUUGAAGACGGAGACCCACAAACCGAACCACCACCUGGAGCCGGUGUAUCAGCCAGACACCUUUCUGGACAGGGACUACUGCCUGCCGAGCACUGGCACAGGCUACAACUACCUGGACCCUAACUACUUCCCAGCCAACAGAUGACAGGGUCCCAGGCGCCCCUAGCUCAAAGCUCUCUCUCCACAUUUCCCACAGGCCACUCUGUGCACGGCUCCAUCCUCCAAGAGAUCCGCCUAACUGACCAUCAGGCAGGCAGGCCAGCAGGCACUCAGCCAGCCAGCCGUGGGCCUUGGAGCAGCUGGUGGGAGGGGGGCUGUUGGUAACGGACAAUUCUGACUUGAGCAAAGGAGGGUCAUGUUAAAAAAAAGAAAAACGAGUGGCCAGAAACACCUCAGCCAGGGUAUUCAACGGUGAUUAGAAAAAUUACACUAUUUUUAAAACAAGAGCAGGAAACAGAAGGCACACAACAUUCCUGAGCUCCGUGACUCCAGGAGAGUCGCCCCACCCCCACUGGACUAGAUUAAUCCGGUGAAGCGCCAUCUAGUGGAGAGACCAAGCUCAUCUGUUUGGUGGUUUCAAUGUGUGUGUGUGUGUGUGUGUAGUCUCCGUUUUAUGCAAGAGUGAAAAGUAUUUUAGAUGGAGUAUUUAUGAGUCACUGGCUGCUUCAGCGUAUGAAAUCCCAGUCCGUUCUGCAGACUGACCACGUCAACAUGUCACUGUCACACACCGCAGCUCCCCCCCCACCCCCAACACACACACCCGCACACACACACACACACACACCCGUUUCUGUUGCUUUUCCCACAAAACCAUGGAAGCACUACAACACAGAGAGAAACUUUUCCUUUGAAGGCAGAACGACAACGGGUGGAAAAACAAAGUUGUGUUCUCCAUUUCUUUAUUUCCUUUCCUCUCCCCGUCGUGUGCUGUUGUUGAUCAUGUUGAGUGUUCAAGUGUAUUGUGGAAAAGUGAAAAGUAGCCACCGCUAGUUGCUGUGUGUCAUUAAAAUAAAACACACACAAAAACAAAAAAAGACAACUGUUUGGUUUGUUUCGGCAGGAGACCUCGAACCCGACCACUUCUUUGGCUCCGUUGACCCACUCUCUUUGUUCUUGAUCCCAUCAUCUUGAUCUUUCAUUUUGCAACCCUCUUUUAAAGGUCCAUUUAAAAGAUUGUAUUUUUAUUAAUCUAUUUAAAACCUGAAUAAUUAAGGUAGUGGCUGGUGCCUCCGCAGUGGAACGACCCACACAGUUUUAUAUACAUAGAUUUUGUUGUGCUUGAGUAGACACCAUUUUAUAUGGUUUUUGUCUCUUUCCUUCACCCCCUUUUCCCUGCUUCAGUAUCUGUGUAUAACAGUCUGUUCUUAUGUAAAAAUAUAAUGUAAAAUAAAUAAAUGCUAGAGGAGAGCUGUGGAAAUAAAAGUAUGUGAAAAAUGUUUUUA
Nothobranchius furzeri (turquoise killifish) is the source of this 4527-nucleotide messenger RNA. It is a transcript of the gene zzz3, whose product is annotated as zinc finger, ZZ-type containing 3. The record is from RefSeq and is a predicted model, not a curated record. Gene Ontology annotation, molecular function: zinc ion binding. Lineage: Eukaryota; Metazoa; Chordata; Actinopteri; Cyprinodontiformes; Nothobranchiidae.